Messenger RNA from Penicillium atrosanguineum, 3879 nucleotides. Its product is annotated as SKI complex RNA helicase subunit SKI2. Gene Ontology annotation, cellular component: Ski complex. The record is from RefSeq and is a predicted model, not a curated record. Gene Ontology annotation, biological process: nuclear-transcribed mRNA catabolic process, 3'-5' exonucleolytic nonsense-mediated decay. The transcript is spliced from 5 exons. Bases 1 to 3879 code for a protein of 1292 amino acids. Lineage: Eukaryota; Fungi; Ascomycota; Eurotiomycetes; Eurotiales; Aspergillaceae. Gene Ontology annotation, molecular function: ATP binding; RNA helicase activity; RNA binding.
AUGGCUGAAAACCUGAGCUCGGUGUUGGAGCGCCUGAGCCUCAACACCAAGGAUGCAGACCCAGAAUUGCUCGCGACCCGGCUUGCAGAGGAGGAGAAUGGUACUCUCAAGAACACCAGGCCUCGCAAGCAAACUCGAAAGACCACAGAGGAGCUGCUAAAAGAGCUGGAAAAUGAUUUCCUGGCUCCGUCAUCUCGAUUCAGCCCAAAGUGGUUGAAUCAGCUACAAAAGCGAUGGGAUGUGUCGACCGACUCCACCGACCUUUUUGAGAUUGCACCCACCCAGACACGAACGGUCACACGAUUUUCGCGAGAAGGACUGGAAGGACGAGUGACUGGAUACCACGAAGUGACGGUUCCAGCUUCAAGCAUCAAUGCCAAGAACUCGACAUCGCUUCUUCGCCGACCUGCAGGCCGCGCAGAGUUUGUUCGAGGUGCUGCUGGAUUUUUUCCUUUCGCGCCUGGCGGCCUGGAAGGUGUUCAAGCUAUCGCUGAUAUGGAGGAAGACCCAGAGUCCGCGGACCCGUCGCGAAGCGGUGGAAAACAGGCCGGUCUGGACCGGAUUAUCAACUUCGGAACUGAGGGAGGCCUUCUCACAACACCUCCCGGCUUUAGUCGUGGUUUCGACUUCGCAGAGGCUAAGUCCAAAGAAGCUGCCGAUGAAGAUCAAGAAGUAGAGCAUACCCUUCAGGAGGAGAGCGAGCUUAAGACUGAUGAGGCCGAACGCAUGCCCGAAGCCAAGGGCCAGACACUGGCCGAGGAUGAUGACGAGAUUAGUGACGAGGAUGCCGAAGACAUCGAUGCUCUGUUGCCUGUGGAAUUCCCUGCACUCGAACCACGCAACCCACUGCUCCUGGGUAUCCAGCAACAGAAGGGUAAGGAGUGGGCCCAUGUGGUCGAUGUCAACAAGGAAAUCACAAACUUCAGUGACCUGGUUCCAGACAUGGCCAGGGAAUGGCCGUUUGAGCUGGAUACCUUCCAGAAGGAAGCGGUCUACCAUCUCGAGAAUGGUGAUUCCGUGUUUGUUGCUGCGCAUACUUCAGCAGGAAAAACUGUUGUGGCUGAAUAUGCCAUUGCCUUGGCAUCUAAACACAUGACGAAGGCCAUCUAUACAUCGCCCAUCAAAGCACUUAGUAACCAGAAAUACCGUGACUUCCGCAACGAGUUCGAUGACGUUGGUAUCCUCACGGGUGAUGUUCAAAUUAACCCCGAGGCGAGCUGUCUCAUCAUGACCACAGAAAUUUUGCGAAGUAUGCUGUAUCGAGGCGCAGAUCUCAUUCGAGAUGUUGAAUUUGUCAUUUUUGACGAAGUCCACUACGUCAAUGACCUCGAGAGAGGUGUGGUAUGGGAGGAAGUCAUUAUUAUGCUUCCGGAGCAUGUUACUCUGAUCUUACUGUCCGCGACUGUACCCAACACCCAAGAAUUCGCAUCCUGGGUUGGCCGCACGAAGAAGAAGGAUAUUUACGUGAUCUCCACUCUGAAGCGACCCGUUCCCCUGGAACACUAUCUUUGGGCCGGAAAAGAGAAGUUCAAAAUCGUCGACAACACCAAGCAUUUUCUUGAAGGCGGCUGGAAGAAAGCAAAUGAUAUCAUGUCCGGCAAAGAUGCAAAGUCGAAGAAGGAGGCUGAAGCCGCGGCCCAGGGACAGUCCCAGCGCGGCGGACCCCAGGGACGAGGACGUGGUGGUCAGGACCGAGGCAGAGGUGGCGCUCGCGGCAAUGGACAGCGUGGAGGUGCCCCACAAAGAGGACGAGGAGCUCCCUCCAAUCGCGGCCAAGGAAACAUUGCUCGCACUGGGCGUGGAGGCGGCCGAACGAGUGCUCAGCAAGAUCAGAAUCUUUGGGUCCACCUGGUUUCCCACCUUCGCAAGGAGGAUCUUCUGCCGGCCUGUAUCUUCGUCUUCUCCAAGAAACGAUGUGAGCUGAAUGCAGAUGCUCUAGCUAGACAGGACUUCUGCAACGCUUCAGAAAAGAGCUUGAUCCACAUGUUCAUCGAGAAGUCGCUCACUCGACUCAAGCCUGAGGACAGAGCACUUCCACAAAUCCUCCGGCUCCGUGAACUCCUGUCAAGAGGUAUUGCUGUGCAUCAUGGUGGUCUCCUGCCUAUCAUGAAGGAAAUUGUCGAGAUUCUCUUUGCCAAGUCUCUGGUCAAGUGUCUCUUCGCGACUGAGACAUUUGCCAUGGGUCUCAAUCUUCCGACCAGAACGGUUGUAUUCUCUGGAUUCCGCAAGCAUGACGGCAAGAGUUUCCGCGAUCUGCUGCCAGGCGAGUACACCCAAAUGGCUGGUCGUGCAGGACGUCGAGGUCUCGACAAGGUAGGCUAUGUGAUCAUCACAACCUCUGGCCGAGAUGAGGCCCCGCCAGCCGGUGCCCUGAAGAAGAUGAUUCUCGGAGACCCCACCAAGCUCCGAUCUCAGUUCCGUCUCACGUACAACAUGAUGCUGAACCUUCUGCGUGUGGAAGCUCUGAAGAUCGAAGAGAUGAUCAAGAGAAGUUUCUCUGAGAAUGCAACCCAAGCCCUUCUUCCGGAGCAUGAGAAGCAAGUCCAGCUGUCCGAAGCUAGUCUGGCUAAGAUCAAACGUGAGCCCUGUGAGACUUGUGACCUUGAUCUGGCAGCUUGUCACGAGGCUGCUAUGGAGUAUGAGAGACUCACGAAUGAGCUGCAUGUUGGCUUGCUGUCUUCGCCGGUUGGUAGGCGGCUUUUCUCCGUCAAGAGGCUGGUAGUUUAUCGGAAGGAUGGACUACGCACUGCCGGAGUUCUCGUCAAAGAGGGAGUGACGGGUGGUAAUAUGCCAUGCAUCCAAGUGCUCGAAGUUGGCAGAAUUACCAACAAGCGCCACCCGAGUGACAUUCUCCCAUUCCUGCCCAUGUUCAGAUCGUUCUUCCAGCAGUUACCUGCAAAGGCUGCGUCAAUGCACCUCAAAGUGCUCAAGAUCCCGUUGUCGGACCUGGAAUGUGUGACGAACAUGCAAGUUAAAGCUGGAGGGCCGAUUUGCUCAUACCCCAACGCAGAGGCCAUCAAGUUCGGCGAAAAGGAACUAACCAAAUACACCUCCUCCUGGACCCAAGAUUCGUGGGAUGAGAUCGACUGGUCGCGGAUUAAGGAACUGCAAGUACGAGACAUCCUCGAUAAGCGAAACGCCCAAGCCCAGACUGCACAGUCAUGCCACUGUUUGCAGUGCCCUGAGUUCUUGAAACAUUUCGAGAUGCAACAUGACGAAUGGCAGGUGAAGGAGAAUAUUUCACAGUUGAAGCAGCUGAUGUCCGAUCAAAACCUGCAACUGCUGCCGGACUACGAGCAGCGUAUUCAGGUUCUGAAGGAGCUAGGCUUUGUUGACGACCAAGGCCGCGUGCAGUUGAAGGGCAAGGUGGCUUGCGAGAUCCACUCAGCCGACGAGCUGGUUCUGACCGAGCUGGUUCUCGAGAACGUUCUUGCCGAGUACGAACCCGAAGAAAUCGUUGCGCUACUCUCGGCGUUUGUCUUCCAGGAGAAAACCGAGAGUACGCCAACACUCACCCCUCGUCUGGAGAAGGGUCAACAGGCCAUUAUUCGAAUUGCGGAGAAGGUCAAUGAUUUCCAGAUCAAACACCAGGUGAUUCAGUCUACCGAGGACUCCAAUAACUUUGCCAGUGAACCCCGAUUUGGCCUGGCCGAGGUGGUCUACGAAUGGGCCAAGGGCAUGUCCUUCAACCGCAUUACCGAUCUUACGGAUGUGAUGGAGGGAACUAUCGUUCGCACGAUCUCUCGACUGGAUGAGACAUGUCGCGAGGUGAAGAAUGCGGCUAAGCUAAUUGGAGACCCGACUCUCCAUACCAAGAUGCAGCAGGCCCAGGAGUUGAUCAAGCGCGAUGUGAUUUUCGCGGCAUCGCUAUACAUGUGA